AUGUCUUCAACUGAUUUUGAGCAUGACAGGGCGUCUGAGUUGAUAGCUCAGGCCCGAAAAAUCGUACAUGACUUCGAUUUCCCACCGGAGGAUGUUCGUCGCGCCACAACUCAUUUUUUGAAGCAGCUAAAUGAAGGACUUCAAGAAGAUGGCACUUCAAUGUGCCAGAUUCCUUCAUUUGUAACCAAACUUCCCAAUGGUUCCGAAAAGGGCGUCUGCUUGGCCAUUGAUCUUGGCGGUACCAACUUGAGGGUAUGCUCUGUCGAAUUACACGGAGACUCCACCUACUCCUUGACUCAGUCCAAAGCCGUCAUUCCCAGACACUUGAUGGCUGCGCCAACAUACAAGGAUCUCUUUAGAUUCAUCGCGCUGCAGAUGAAAGAGUUUCUGGAGACGCAUCACCCAGAAGACCUCACAACAUGGUCUCAACUCCUGAAAGAGGGAGACGCAAUCACUGAAGAAAUAAGACAGAAACACUGCAAGAGCCUUGGCUUCACUUUCAGUUUCACUUUCGAUCAGCAUGCUAUCAAUGAGGGAACACUACUGUACUGGACAAAGUCAUUCGGUAUCGCUGAUGCAGUCGGCCGCGACCCGUGUGCCAUGCUGCAGGAGGCUCUCGACGAGCAACACUUGCCUCUCCUGGUCACAGCACUGGCUAAUGAUACCGUUGGUACUUUGGCUGCACGAGCAUACACAUCUCCGGGACGUUCCAGUAAUGUGGUAGGCGCCAUCUUCGGAACCGGCACCAACGGAGCCUACAUGGAGCGCGUUUCUCGCAUCACCAAGCUGCACUCACGUGUAGAGUUCUCAACUUCGGCAUCGGACGCAAUGAUGGCGCUGAAUACCGAAUGGGGAGGAUUUGACAACAAGUUAGAAGUACUACCUUCAACACGAUUCGAUCGAGACUUGGACAGAGAUUCUGUCAACCCAGACGAUCAGCAUUUCGAGAAGCGCAUAUCCGGCAUGUAUCUUGGUGAACUACUUCGGCGCAUACUAAUCGACCUGUCACAACCUGGACAGAGCCUAUUUGGCUUCCAAGUCUCGGGAGACUCCCCGCUUUACACGCCGGACAGCAUUGAUAGCUCUUUGCUGUCAGCAGCGAUGAUAUCACGAGGUCUCGGAACCAACCUUCUCAGACCUUUUCUCUAUGGGGCACGGAGCCUGUGGAAACUAAUUACGAGUUGGCUUCAUGUAAAAGUUCGAUUUACGAUUUCAUCGAAGGGCACAUCGGGCGACUUCUCUACACCCGGGGACGGGGAUAGCUCUCAGGCGGAAAAUGAUGGCGAGGACUCGAACGAAAUCAUCGAUGUUGGGGUUGAUGGUUCUUUAAUCGAACAUUUCCCUAACUUUGAAGAGAAUCUGAGGGAAGCUUUGAGAGAAAUUCCAGAGAUUGGUGUCAUGGGUGAUAGGAGAAUCAGGAUCGGCAUGGCGAGAGAUGGUAGCGGAGUUGGGGCUGCUUUGAUUGCAUGGGCGGCGAGGGCAUAA
Molecule: messenger RNA, 1485 nt
Organism: Colletotrichum tamarilloi
Lineage: Eukaryota; Fungi; Ascomycota; Sordariomycetes; Glomerellales; Glomerellaceae
Product: hexokinase
Exons: 2
Coding region: 1-1485 (494 amino acids)
Biological process (GO): glucose 6-phosphate metabolic process; glycolytic process; carbohydrate phosphorylation
Cellular component (GO): cytosol; mitochondrion
Molecular function (GO): D-glucose binding; ATP binding; glucokinase activity
Source: RefSeq, a predicted model, not a curated record